Messenger RNA from Platichthys flesus (European flounder), 3123 nucleotides. RefSeq names its product 3-hydroxyacyl-CoA dehydratase 4 (gene hacd4). Lineage: Eukaryota; Metazoa; Chordata; Actinopteri; Pleuronectiformes; Pleuronectidae. Bases 1710 to 2351 code for a protein of 213 amino acids. The transcript is spliced from 7 exons. Gene Ontology annotation, molecular function: 3-hydroxyacyl-CoA dehydratase activity. The record is from RefSeq and is a predicted model, not a curated record. Gene Ontology annotation, biological process: sphingolipid biosynthetic process; very long-chain fatty acid biosynthetic process; fatty acid elongation. Gene Ontology annotation, cellular component: endoplasmic reticulum membrane.
GAUUAUAUUAUUCAUUCUCAUUAAUAUAUUUGAUUCUGUGGAGUUUGUAUCACAUUAAAACAUCUGUAGACCUACAUUUUAAUUAACCCUGAUCUCUGCAUGAUGAAUUACAACUUUCCACCACUAGAGGACACUGCAUACUAUUCCUGUCAAUGUGAAGCGUGAACACAGAUAGGUUUUUAUCCAUAGAACCUCCCAAUGAACUGAUAAAUAAAUAUUAACACUUGAUGAUGUGAUAUAUUAAGUCAACACGUGGCAACACUAGUGUGUAGUCAUUUUUGUGAUUACAAACACAAACAUAUUUUAUUUCCCUCUAGGGAUCCAUAAAGUGAUCAAUAAGGUAAUCUAUCUAUCCAUGGAUCUAUACAUUAUGUUUCUUGUUGAUGUUGAUCUAAUUGCUCCACACAUAGGACAAAACACAUCUGAAUAUGUUUACAUGAUCAUAUCUGUUUCAGCUGAUAGUUGAUACACGUAUGUCUCAACUCAAUCAUAUAACCUGUCUACUUAGGUCAGAGCACAUUACUCACACAACCAUCCUUUAAAUUUCCUCCUCAGCAACCUACUAAUUAAGCUCUGACUAGUGAAUGAUAAAUACAUUUGAAUUGAAUUAUACAUAAAGUAUUAUUUGUGAAAACAGAAGUGUUUUCAUGGGAUUGAUGAAAUGAUAACAACAGAAUAGAGAUUAUUAUGUUAUAUUCUUUAAUCCUCAGAGGAACACCUUCCACUAUCCACAUUCCAUUCUAAUGGUCUCUAGUAAACACAUAAGUAACAAUUGUAUUUAGUUAUCAACCCUCAAGCAAUACUUUGCAAAAUAGAAACAUACAGUAUAAUGUAAUUGGAAGUUUUAACAGAGCAUGUUUUACUCAUAACAAGGAACAGUUACUGGCACCGGUCCUAGUCACUACACCCCGCAGUCAUGGUGGCUCCAUUUACCAGGAAACAUAAACAGAACUUGAAACUAUCCUCAACACACAGACGUGAAAAUGGCUCGAACCAAGUAAGAACUUUUAACACAACGCGACUAAAUUAACAACCUAUGAGCCUUUGCACCCAUGCUGUCCAAUCAGAGCGACCUAUCGCUACAAUAUAUAGGUAUUAUUGUAGAGUAAUAUUUCUGUGAUAAACUGCAGUUCAUUUUGUCUCCACACAUUUGUAUCCCUAAUAUGUUGUCAUGUUCGCAGAAUUUGCAUUCCCUUCUUUAUGUUUCACUUUUAUCACAAGUUGGACUUCAUCACAAGUUGGAAUUUGAGGGUGUUUUUGGAAUUCUACUGAGGGGCACAAAAGGGUAUCCCUUGUUCCUGCUGUUAAUACGGACCUGGUAGACGUAUGUAAUUUGAGUGUGUGUGUGCGUGUUUGGGCAUGUGUGUGUGUCUUCCUCCUCCCUCUGACCUAUGUGCUCUUGGCGGACACACAGCUCAUAGUUUUCUCAGAGGGGGCUGUUACAUACACACAUGGAAUGUUCACUUCCUAGUUGCCGUAAAGUAAAAACUGUUACAAUCGGCCUGAGGAAACGCUGCCAAGCUGAGAUAUUGCAGCAUUUCUUCUGCCUCCAGUUGUGAAGGAGAAUGAAGAAAGAGGCAGGUCUGGGUUUGCUGAGGGGAAACUGCUGCACGGAGCCACAUACUUCACCGGGAAAAAUGAAUCUCCUCAAACUCAGACAGAAAUUAGCUGCUCCUGCUUACUUUUAAAGAAGGGAUCUUAAAGGGAGAAUGCUGAGCUUAAGGCUUGUCUACAUUUUCUCAUAUAACCUGUUCCAGUUCUGCGGACAUACAUGGAUACUGGCAAAUACCAUAGCCAGGUACCUCAUGUUUGGCAAAGAUGCCUCUGCAGACACCUUCUACUCUAUUGGCUUCGUGAUGAGUCUGUGCCAGCUGCUCUCCAACCUCGAGCUUUUCCACAUCGCCGAUGGGAUUGAGAAAGCCAGACUCCUUCCUCGUUUCAUCCACGUAAUGGAGAAGAACCUUCUGCUGAUCCUGGUGGUCAUGCUGGAGGAGGUCCAGAGUAAACCGGUCGUGUGUUUCCAGGUCGUGUUGUGGAACAGCUUGGAUCUCUUGCGAUACCCACACGAGCUGCUGCGAGUCAUGGACAAACGCUCAGUCGCCAUGCUGUGGACCCGCUACACCCUCUGGAUCCCCCUGUACAUCCUGUCAGUCGCAACAGAAGGUGUCACCAUAUACCAGGCCCUACCGUACAUCGAGUCAACGGCACUAAACUCGUACAUUCACCAGCCCUUCUUCCUGCUGCUGUACCUGCUUAUCCUCACUCUUGGAGCCUACAUAUUAGUCUGGCAGCUGCUGAAGGAGAGACAACACCAACUGGACAAAUGGAACAAUAAGAAGAAAAGGAGAUGAUGCAUCGAAGAACUGAAAAGGCUAAAGGACAAUUUCAGACUCCAAGAGACUUCUGAAGUUCAGAGGAUAACGAGGACUUGAAAAAUCAAAGUCUGUUACUUUUUUUUUUGAGUUUGAUUUGUUAGAAAUUGUUCAAAGAUGUAAACGCCACCAAAUAAAAUAUGUUCAGUUAUGCUUUUAAUAGAAAUGUUUGACAGAGCACAUUCCUCUCGACAUUGGAAGCCGAGUCCCAGUGGCAGCACAGUUUCUAUCCGAGCUCAAAGUGUGGAGCUGCACUGUGCCUCAAAAUGUUCAAGGCCGUUGCUGUAUCCAUGUCCAACAAGCUCAGGGAGGAGAGAUGCAGCCUCGGCGUUAGAGCUCCCGUACGAUAUUGUGGCUCCUCCGGGCUACCAGCCGUACGCUCGGGUCCACACAGUUUUCUUCUCGAACUCAGCGGAGGACUUCAGGGCCAACAGGGCAGCUGAAACCACAACACAAGGACCCCUGUCAUAAUCAAACAAUGACUUUUACUGUCCAUGCCAAGCAAUGUGUUUCCUACUCUGUUUGAAUUCUCUCUAGAUUUUGUACCAUAACAAACAAAGCUAAAUGUCAGUGUUUCCUCCCGUGUGCAGUUUUACCAUUGAGUUUACAUUCCUCAUCCCAAUUAACCACUGUGUAUCCUGAAGGCAUAACCAACGUGGUGACUACAUUUGUUUGAUGUCAAUCGGUUACUGUUAGUUUGAGUCGACAUUAACAUGUUUAUCUUCAAUUAAAACUUGAUUUUAUUCAUGAA